CGUCGCCGACGUACGGUAACGUAAAGUGCGGCAGAUAAGGUAAACAUGUGGAGUGUUAAGUAGCAGAAAUCAAACAUUCUGAUGGAAAACUACACCAAAGCGCGAACGGUGGAGCAGCCAUCUGUCUGUCCGUUCCCUGACCUCGCCCCGGACACGCCGGAGAUCCGCGUCAAGGACGGCAGCAAGAUCCGCAACCUGCUGCGCUUCGCCCUGAGCCGCAUGGAGGCCAAACCUCCAGCAGCCGAAGAGACGGGACAACCUGCGCCCAAGGAGGGGGGCGUGGCUGUGGCGAGACAACAAGAACCCGCGAGCCACCCACUCUGCAAACAGGUCAUCUUCACCGCCAGCGGUAAAGGCGUCUCCAAGGCCAUCACCUGUGCUGAGAUCGUGAAGCGGCGUGUUAAGGGGCUGCACCAGCUCACCAGGCUGCUGCACAGCUCUGUGGUGGAGGAAUGGGAGCCGCUGGAGCCCGACGCCGGCCUCGACGGCCUCACCGUCAACAGGAAGCUGCCCGCCAUCUGGAUCCUCCUCUCUGUCGAGCCACUUGACGCCAGAGAACCCGGGUACCAGGCGCCGGGUCGAUACGACGCCCUGUGGGCUCAGUCGUCCAGCAGAGAGGAGAGUGGAGGCGUCACAGGACACCGGAGGAAGAGAGGAGGAGGAGGAGGAGGAGGAAGAGGAGGGAGAGGGAGAGGGAGAGGGAGAGAGAGAGGAAAAGGCCCUGGGCGUCAGGGAAGCCGGAGCAGAGACAAAUGAGCUAAUUCCGAUUCUUUAUAAACUGUGAGCAUGAAGAAGUUAGUUUAUUGAUAUUAUUAUUAUGGUUGAACAAUUCAUUGUUUUGUAAAUCCAAAGCAGUUAUAAAUCGCACAAAGGCUGCGAUUUAUUCAUUCAUUUUUAUAUAUAUCAGUUAAAAUGCAAUGCAUACAUCAAUAUUUUUAAUGGUCAUCCUUACAUUAAAGGAGUUCAUAUUUCUGAUGGUGUCUGAAUUAGUCGGGAACUCGUUUGGUCCACAAACCAAAAAGAUUCAGUUUGAGUGAGUUUGGCUGUUCAACUGAACAUUGAACUGCCUUCUCAUGCAGUUGAUAAACCACCACGUUAUGUGGUAAGUUUGUAUCACUGCGGUCAAUCCAGAUCUGCAACUAACGAUUUUGUUCAUAAUGGAUUCAUCUGUUGAUUAUUUUCUUUAUGAAGUGAUUAGUUUGGUCCAUAAAAUGUUUGCACAAACUAAUGAUGAUG
This is a messenger RNA of Solea senegalensis (Senegalese sole), 1236 nucleotides long. It is a transcript of the gene rpp25l, whose product is annotated as ribonuclease P/MRP 25 subunit-like. Lineage: Eukaryota; Metazoa; Chordata; Actinopteri; Pleuronectiformes; Soleidae. Gene Ontology annotation, molecular function: RNA binding. The record is from RefSeq and is a predicted model, not a curated record. Gene Ontology annotation, biological process: tRNA 5'-leader removal. Gene Ontology annotation, cellular component: ribonuclease MRP complex.